AUGGUGCAAGAGGAUAGCUCAAUACCGAGUACAAGUGGUGUGCAACAUGAAGAACCUACACAACUGCGGAAAAGAAACAACAAGGUCGAAUCUAAUGAUGAUAAUAAAGAAGUCGAUAUAGAUUGGGAUUUGCAUGUACCUUUGACCGAGAUUCAUUUGAAAUCGCAUGAAUGGUUCGGUGAUUUUAUUACUAAACAUGAAGUUCCGCGUAAAGUACUACAUUCUUCAAUAGGGUUUCUCACACUGUAUCUUUACACGCAAAAUAUUGAUUACAAGAAGGUUAAAUGGCCAUUGAUCGUUGGUUUCAUCAUUUUGCUUAUUUUAGAUCUUAUCAGGUUGAGAUGGAAUUUCUUCAAUAAACUUUAUUGCCGUACCGUUGGGGCUCUGAUGAGAAGGAAAGAGAUCCACACUUACAAUGGUGUUCUAUGGUAUUUGUUAGGGUUAAUUUUCCCCUUCUCUCUCUUCACCAAGGACGUGGCUUUAAUCUCCUUGUUCCUAUUGAGUUGGUCUGACACUGCUGCUUCCACGAUCGGCAGAAAGUACGGUUAUCUAACACCCAAGAUCGCACGUAACAAGUCCCUAGCAGGCUCACUAGCGGCAUUCUGCGUUGGUGUCGUCACAUGCUUCAUGUUUUACGGUUACUUUGUACCCAAAUAUGCCCAGUUUAACAAACCGGGCGAGAUCGCUUGGUCCCCAGAAACCAGCAGAUUAAGCCUCGGUACUUUGUCCUGGUUGGGUGGUCUAGUAGCAGCUUUAAGCGAAGGCAUUGAUCUAUUCAAUUGGGAUGAUAAUUUUACCAUACCAGUCCUGUCAUCAAUCUUCCUUAACUGUGUCAUUCGCGUUUUCAAGAAAUAG
This is a messenger RNA of Torulaspora delbrueckii, 855 nucleotides long. RefSeq names its product diacylglycerol kinase (gene DGK1). Gene Ontology annotation, cellular component: endoplasmic reticulum membrane. The transcript has a single exon. The record is from RefSeq and is a predicted model, not a curated record. The coding region runs from base 1 to 855 and encodes 284 amino acids. Lineage: Eukaryota; Fungi; Ascomycota; Saccharomycetes; Saccharomycetales; Saccharomycetaceae. Gene Ontology annotation, molecular function: ATP-dependent diacylglycerol kinase activity. Gene Ontology annotation, biological process: phosphatidic acid biosynthetic process.